Molecule: messenger RNA, 2291 nt
Organism: Triplophysa dalaica
Lineage: Eukaryota; Metazoa; Chordata; Actinopteri; Cypriniformes; Nemacheilidae
Product: G-protein coupled estrogen receptor 1-like
Exons: 2
Coding region: 808-2079 (423 amino acids)
Biological process (GO): G protein-coupled receptor signaling pathway; cellular response to estradiol stimulus
Cellular component (GO): membrane
Molecular function (GO): nuclear estrogen receptor activity; G protein-coupled receptor activity
Source: RefSeq, a predicted model, not a curated record
AAGAAAUGUUUCAUUAAUAUUUCUACUACAAUGAAGUAAAUUCAAGGAUUAAAACAAAUGGUGCAAGUGUUACACAUAAAAUGUGUGUUUGUAUAUGUAAUAAUCACAAUCAAAGCUGUAUGAAAAUAGAGACGACAAAAGCAUCAGAGCGCUAGUGUUGAUCAUAUACAUGCAAAUACAGUUCCAGUAAAACAAGAAAGUUCUGAGCCAUGUGCAUAUUCAUUACACUAAACCAACUACAUUUAAAAGUUACAAAGUGUAAAACCAAAUAAAAACAAACUAAUUCCAAUUUCACUGGGGUUGUGAAUCUGCUUAUUAACGCUUUCCAAUGCUUUAAUCUUUUUUAACUAUUUCUGAAAAAGUUAUCACAGUUUUGAAAAACUUUGAGAUGUGGUUCCCUAGAGCUGUAAAAAAAUACAUCUCUUUCCACCAGCUCAUCAUUCUGACAAACACACACAUCUUUAUUCACGAUGCAACUCUAGAUCUUCUCUCUUCUGAUUUAACAACCAGCAGGGGAGGUAAUGGACCAUUUAUCCAUCAACGUUGUUUGGGGUAAACAGAAGUGGCCAUUGUCCAGGUCUGUCUGCCACAACCUGCUGCUCUUGUAUUUCUGCAUUUGUACUUGAGACAUCGUGACUUCAGCAGGAGAAACUUCUAUUCCUUUAAUAUAUACAAACCGAGAAUAAGAACAGAGAGAAUGGACAUAGAGUCCAAUAAAACCAAUGCAAGACAUUCAGAUUUAUUUCAUCGUGACCUUAAAGGACAUAUUUGGUGAAUGUAAGGUCAAAGCACGCGGAUGAGUUACAUAUGUGGAUGAAAGCGGAUUAUGCACUUGGAAAAGAAGAAAGCCAUGCAAAGAAAAAGCUUGAAAUGUUUUCUUGCAAUGUGAACAAGGAACAAAGCAAGUGUAAGAGGGAAAAGAUGACGGAAAAUCUUUUGACUUUCCACCCCACCGUUUUCCAAUCAAAUCGCUCCGGUCUACAUUGGUCUAUAAUUGAUGUCAACGAAACAAACUCCGCCUCCCCAGACACCUACAUCAUCAGUCUCAUCCUGUCCUGCAUCUACACCAUCCUCCUCUUCCCGCUUGGCCUUAUAGGUAACAUCCUGAUCCUACUGGUGAACUUUGACCCUCGACAGCGGAUGAGCACACCUGACCUGUACUUCACCAAUUUAGCCCUGGCUGACCUAGUGCUGGUUUUGGACUCGCUGAUCGAAGUGUUCAACCUGAGCGAGCAUUACUAUGACGACGCCGUUCUGUGCUCCUGCAUGGCGUUGUUCUUGCAGGUAAACAUGUACAGCAGUGUGUUUUCGCUCACCUGGAUGAGUCUGGACCGCUGCCUGGCGCUGACCGGACUGAGGACACGAGCGCUACCCGAAAACAUUUCCGUCACGCACCGCACCAGACUGGCCUAUAGGGCUUGCGGGACCAUUUGGGCAGCUGCCACCCUGUGCACACUAAUACCUUUUGCAUCAGCACACAUACAUCACGGCUGGGGGCGUGGCUUUUGUUUUGCUGGUGUGGCUGAGGUGCAAUGGCUGGAAGUGACGCUGGGCUUUGCCCUGCCGUUUUGCGUGAUGGGUGUGUGCUAUGCCCAUAUCGCACGCAUGCUUUUGCGCUCCGAACGCCCUCGACGAACCAAAGCCAUGCGCAUGAUCGUGGCAGCGGUGACCGUAUUUUUUGUGUGCUGGCUGCCGGAAAACGUUUUUAUCAGCGUGCAUCUGCUCAGUGGUGACAGUGCCACCCGUCGACGUGGAAACCAUACGCUGUGGCAGCGCUACCCACUGACUGGGCACGUGGUGACCCUAGCGGCCUGUGCCAACAGCUGUCUGAACCCACUCGUGUACAGCCUGCUAGGAAACACCUUCCGGCACAAACUGCAAGUGUUUGUCGCGCACCACGUGCGCUGCCUGCAUACUUGCAUUCAGACUGCAAACACGACCCCUCCCUGCCCUUGUGUCACAUGCACAAACGUCCACCAUUCUUGCUCUCAUGAGAAUAAAGACUUUGAGGAGCGUGACCUCAGGAGCGGUGAGGAGGGGGCUGAGGGCAGGGAGUGCGUGUGUGACAGAGUAGGUUAAACAUUGUCGUGAUGUGCAUGUAGAGACGAAAUUACACUGAAAUGAAACACAAUAAAACUCAUGAAAUUUGCCUGUUGAAGGUCUUGAUAUUGAAUUUAGAUGUUGGCAGACCUGUAAACCAAAUCGCCGAUAAAGUGCAUAUAAUUAUUUUGCUGUCUAUUUUAUUAUAAAGUGGUAAAAUAAUUGGGAAAGGAAUUACUUUUGAUUAAUCU